AGCAUUACCACUCUCUAGCUUUACACCGGCAUUCCAGUAUUGAGCUUUGUAGAAUGCAAGUAUUCCCAAAAUUGCGCAACGACCGAAUUAUCGGGCACUCCAUUGAAUUACUGCACUUUCAUUCCUGGUGCUGAAGAACAGCACCCUCGCCGAGAUUUCCCCUGUCACUGUAUUCAGACGCGAGUGUAAUGAGAGAACGCGCGGGACUGGGAACUCUUGCAGCACGCUCUUCAUCGAUUUCUGGACCCUGCACAGACAGACCCUACACCACUGCAAAUCAGACGUGGGACUUUUCCCAAGCAAUACGAACGGCUCGCCUGAUAAGGGGUGAUACAUCGCGGGGGAAACUAGAAUACGUGGAAAAUGCAGCAGUGCCCCUCUUGCGCAACCGAGUGAAGGAUUCCGGAAAAAAUGGAAGUUAUUCGUGUCUGUCUAAAGUAGAGGCGAGUCUUCAAAAUCUUAGCGGGCUGAAUGAUAACACGAAGAACCGCUGAAGUAACUCCGAAAUCUGUUCUACCCAGCUGAGAUUUCAUUUGGCAUUUACAGAGGAAUUACCCGAAGCAUUUGUGUUUAUUUAUUCACGGAAACCUGUAUUCAUCUGAAGUAAGAAGCAGCGUUUACCACAGUUGUAAUUUAUUCGUAUGGUCGGUAAAGUGUGCAUAUGCUGUUUUGAAUAUUCUGGAAAAAAAAACAUUCAAAAUGAGCUGAUUUGCACCAUGAAACGCAACUAAAGCAUACUUUAACAAGUGGAGAUAUCUUAUAGAAAACAUCUUGGUUGGACGGCGAGUCAAAGGAUAUUAGUAUCAGCUGCCUCAGACAUCUGAAAGAUGAAGCGUUCGCCACUCCUCUUCCUGCUUAUCAGCUCAGCGGCCUGCAUCAAUCUGAAAUUUAUCUCCAAGAGAAACUCCGUGGACGGCUGCAUCGACUGGUCGGUGGACCUGAAGAAGUACCGGGUGCUGGCGGGCGAGCCGGUCCGGGUGAAGUGCGCCCUCUUCUACAGCUACAUCCGGACCAACUACUCCAUGGCCCAGAGCGCCAAGCUGCGGCUCAUCUGGUACAAGAACAAGGGCGACUCCGAGGAGCCGAUCAUCUUCUCCGGGCACCGGCUCAGCAAGGAGGACGACUCCAUCUGGUUCCGCUCCGCCGAGCUGCAGGACAACGGCUUCUACACCUGCGUGCUCAGGAACUCCACGUACUGCAUGAAGGUGUCCAUGUCCCUGACCGUGGAGGACAACGACGACGGCCUGUGCUUCAACAGCAAGAUACGCCACCUGGAGAAGGCCGAGAUCACCAAGAGCAAGACCAUCACCUGCCCCGACAUCGACGAUUACCUGGCUCCGUACAAGCAGCCCCUGAUGACUUGGUAUAAGGAGUGCCAGAAGAAGACCUGGCGGAGCUCCGUGGUGGUGAACACCACCAGCGUGUGGAUCCCCGAGGUGGAGGAGGAGGACGGAGGGAACUACACCUGCGAGCUGACGUACGGCAGCCGGGUGGUGCGGCGGACCACGGAGCUGAAAGUGACAGCUCUCCUCACCACCCGGCCCCCCAAGGUCCUGUUCCCCACGGAGAGGCACCCGAGUCUCAUAGACAUCCAACCGGGCAUGCCCCUCAGCCUGGACUGCAGGGCUUUCUUCGGCUACAGUGGCGAGUCCCGGCCAAUCAUCUACUGGAUGAAGGGCGAGAAGUUUGUGGAGGAGCUGAAGGGUCACAUCAGAGAAAGCGAAGUCAGGGUCCUGAGGGAGUACCUGGGGGAGAAGGAGGUGCAGCUGUCCCUCACCUUCGACGCGGUGGAGGAGGGGGACAUGGGCAACUACACCUGCUACGUGGAGAACCACAUCGGCCGGGGCCACGCCAGCGCCAUCCUGCAAAAGAGAGACCUGUACAGAUUAGAGCUGGCUGGCGGACUGGGGGCCAUCUUGUUGUUGCUGGGCUUCCUUACCGCCAUCUACAGGUGUUACAAUGUGGAGAUCAUGCUCUGCUACCGCCGCCACUUUGGGAGUGACGAGGCAGAGGACGAUAACAAGGAGUACGACGCGUACCUGUCCUACACCAAAGUGGACCCGGAGAGUCUGCACCGCAGCACCAGCGAGGAGGAGCAGUUUGCCCUGGAGGUGCUGCCGGACGUCCUGGAGAAGCACUACGGCUACAAGCUCUUCAUCCCGGACCGCGACCUCAUCCCCAGCAGCAUCUACAUCGAGGACCUGGCGAGGAGCGUGGAGCAGAGCCGCCGCCUCGUCAUCGUGCUGACGCCGGAGUUCGUGGCGAAGCGCGGCUGGAGCAUCUUCCAGCUGGAGACGCGGCUGCACGGCAUGCUGGUCGCCGGCGAGAUCAAGGUCAUCAUGAUCGAGUGCCCCGACCUCCAGAGCGUCAUCAACUACCAGGAGGUGGAGGCCCUCAAGCACACCAUCAAGCUCCUGUCCGUGGUCAAGUGGCGAGGGCCCAAGAGCAACCAGCUCGACUCCAAGUUCUGGAAGCAGGUGCUGUACGAGAUGCCCGCCAAGAGGAAGGAGAGCCUCUCCCGCCGGCAGGUGCUGGACUCCGGCGAGCAGGGCCUGUUCGGCGACCUGCAGGCGGUCUCCACCAUCGCCAUGACGACCACCUCCGCCUCCCUGGCGCCGGCGCACGCGCACGCGGAGAUCCCGGACUUCAACCAGACGAACCCGCAGAUGAGGCACUUGUGCCGGAGCUACGAGUACGAGAUGCCCCCGUCCCCCGUGCAGAUGGGCACGCUGGGGGGCCGCCACCUGUACUGCAACAUCCCCAUGACCCUGCUCAACGGGCAGGUGGGGCAGAACAACGCCGUGGGCAAGGGCAAGCCGGACGUUCACUUGAACAGCACGUUCGUCCCCUUGUCCGGACGGGAGCUCACCAGCGACAUCUGGUAGGCCGGCUUCGAGGAAAAGCUAGUCUGACUCCGCCUCUCCCUUUCUUACCUGCAUGAGGAUUCAUUACGAUAAACUUCGGUCAAAAUGAAACAGAAACACGACGACGAUCUCCCGAUGACUUUUUACAUAGUGGUUACAUUGUUUUUGGGAUUGUUCUUCUUUUUUUUUUUUGUUUUUUCCGUUGUUCGGCUGAAAAAAAUGAGGGUAGCUCUACUUUUGAUUUUACUACUUGAAAUUCUCCUUUUGGAGAUGAGUAAUAUAUGACCUUGUUUUUUAAAGUUCAAGGUGUUGUUAUUAUGUACAGUUUUCAUACCUUCUAGAGGCAUACAUAAUGAUUCAUUGGAAGUUUUAUUGGUGUAUGAGUAUGUGUGUGUACCCGCAUUAAAAGGUUUCUAAUUGGGGGUUGUUCAAGGCAAUGGGAGCACAAUUGCAGCACAAUUCUGUCAAGAGGGAAGGACCACAUUCUUCGUGAGCUUUAAAAUAUAAUAUUUAAGCAAAUAAACCAUGUUUCAAUUUACACCAAGUUAUUGUCAUUGUUUUAAGCCAAUUAAAUAUGAAUAUUUGAAAUGUUUUGUACCAUUUAUGGUUUGAUUGGUUUCCUGUCACUCUCAUAGUCUUUGGCCCUUUCUGCCUCUUUCUUUUCUUCAUAUAAUGAUGAUAAAUAUUUUUUUUUUCCUGACGCUGUAUUUUAUUGUUCUUAAUGAAGAUGUGGGCGACAGCCGUGGCCCUGCAUGGCCCUGCGAUAGACACACACACGCGCGCGCGCGUGAAUGUUCAGCUGAUCCGUGCCAACCUGUUUUCCAGACGCCAGCGUUUGCUCGCAGAUGGCGGUGUGUUAUCCAGCCAGACAGAAACAACCGCUGGGGUACGAUCCCACGCGGACUCUGGGUCUCAGCAUCGUGGGGGGGGAAAAAAAGCAAUAAUUACCAAACUGACCUGGGAAUGUGUUAGGACUGGGGUGGGCUGUCUGACACCCUUCAUUUAAAAUGGCUGCUGUUAAAACAUACGGAUCGUUAAUCAAGUUUUAUAUAAUUGGGAAACAGUCUUAUUACUUAGGUAACCUGAUUUGCUUUGUGUUUCUGUCCAGAAUGCAUAAGGUGUAAGGACACCCCCACCCCCCCAUGUCUCCACCCCAAAAACAGGGUUUCGAUGGAGGCUGGAUAUAUAUCCCCCCUUCAUUUACAUAUGUUGAUCGCCAUUGGUUUAGCCAGACGGCUGUACAACCAAUGGCAGACGUUUCUUCUGGCUCCAGUGAUGUCAACCCUAACCCCCACACACACCCCCCCACCCCCACCCCUCGCCUAUUUAAUUAAUUGAUUUUCAUGCUGUAAUGGAAUUGUGAAAAUGAAAUACACAGCCACAGUAUAAAUAUACAUUUUUUUGAAACACAUGCAAAGGAGUAUUUUUCAAUAAAGAAAUAAUAUGGAGUUGAAUUAAAUUGUAUUCGAACUGGCUGGCUCAAAAGCCUUCUGUUAGCAGUUGUUCAUUCCGGUUUAGCUCACACAUUUUUCUUUUUUUUAAAUUUGGAACCGACCUGCGUUCAGUUACGACGUCUCUUGUUUACAUUGAUUAUUUUGUUAAGCCCAAAGCGUUUGUGAGCUGCCUGCAGCUGUGCUGGUUUUUCUUAUUGGUAUCGAUGGGAGGUAUUUCUGCUGUGUGUCUUUACUUUCGAGAUCUUUUCACAUCUCUCUGUUUGCCGAGGUCAAGUGAGGAAUUGCCGUUCUCCGAUAUUGGCAAUCUGUGUGGUCAGCGGCGUGCUCCGCUAGAGCAUGGGGACCAGGGAUUGGCUACAGGUGCUCUUCGGAAUGUAGCACCUGACAUAACAAAGUACUGGGCCCUUAUGAAGUCAAUGGGUUUGCUUUGCUUUGCUUUGGACACUUGAAAGUCACAUGAGAGUUGCUGUCCUUUUUCUUUUUUUUUCUUUUUUUUACUGUUUUCGGGAGAUAUAAUCCUGACUUUAUGAAUAUUGCUUGAGAGUUCAUAUUCUCACCUUUUUGAUGAUGUUGUGCAUUUGUGUCAGCAUUGUUUUUUUCACAGGGUGCUAUUAUACACACGAAUGCCUAUGUGCAUUGGCAUUGAUUUACACGGUUUUACUUAAUGUCCUGGCACAUAAAGAAAGUGAAAUAUUUCUGCUCGUGGGAUGGGUAUGGCAUGGGCAUUACACAACGUCAAUGUGCAAUAACUAUAAUUCAGCAACGUCCCUCGCAUUCAGUACAGUUAUUUACACUUGUGAACGAGACAGGCCAGUCGUAAAGCUAAUUUAACGUACGUCACAUGUUUUUAAUUAAAAGGGUGAAACAGGGCUCGGUACGAAAGAAGAUACUAUACGUUGGAUUGCUAAACAUGAGAAACAGGAGAACUGGGGGAAAUCAUCAGGAAGAAAAAUAAUUGAUUGGGAAAAGGACACUGUGGGGAACAUUCUGGAUGAAAUGGCACAAUGCCUCGGCAGAGCUUAACAUUUAUCAUUACUGACCUCAGACCCAACGUGCUGUAGCAAAACGCCCUGUUGGAGAGCGUCAAGAGCAAACGGUUCACGAAUCCCCAAAUUAAAGUUGCUCAGCUGUUUCAUUUACCCGCAGGCUUCUUAGGAACCCACACUUCAGUUUGGAAAACAGAAAGGAAAAAAAACGUGGUAUUUAAAGGAGUUUGUUUUGUUUAAAUGACCUGAUUAUGUGGAAACUAUUGCAUUUAAAUGUGUAUAUGAAAUAAAUGAAUG
Anguilla rostrata (American eel) is the source of this 5601-nucleotide messenger RNA. RefSeq names its product interleukin 1 receptor accessory protein-like 2 (gene il1rapl2). The coding region runs from base 828 to 2885 and encodes 685 amino acids. Gene Ontology annotation, biological process: signal transduction. Lineage: Eukaryota; Metazoa; Chordata; Actinopteri; Anguilliformes; Anguillidae. The record is from RefSeq and is a predicted model, not a curated record. The transcript is spliced from 11 exons.